GAGAGAGAGAGAGAGAGAGAGAGAGAGAAUCAUUGGCUUUUCGCACAGUGCUUAAUAUUCAAUGACCUAUAAUCUAACACAGCAGCGCUCCGGUCUUCUCGGAGAAGGGACACCGCCUGGCUCUGACUGACGGGCCUCGCUGCCUCUGACUGACGGGCCUCGCUGCCUCACACUGUUCCUCACACUUUCUGAAACUUUUGACUGCUCCGCUGUGUCUCAGCGACGGCAUGGAGGCGCUUCUUCUCGCGUAUGCAAACGCGGCCUCUGACGUGUGCAGUCACGUGCCUUUUGGCGUCGCACCCCCCUGCGCUCGCGCAUUUUUUUCGGCUGUUGUCUAUAGGGUUCGGGUAGAAUCUUUACAUUUUCGCAGCCCCUCUAUUUUGCACAUCACUCGGAAAAGUACGGCACUUUCUGUGUUUUUGGGAGCUAUGCUGUCGCCUUGCGGCCUGCCCUGCGCCGUGGACAGAUUUUGUGGCCUGCAAUGACGUCUCAUGAAGUCACCCAUUGCAGCUGACAUUAAUGGUCAGCAGAAAUAUUCUCUAGGAAGUCCCCAGACAGAGGUCCGUUCAGCGUUCACUAAGAGUCCCUCAUCGAGGUUGCACAGUAGGUCAUGGCCAGUCGAAGAAAGUCCACCACCCCUUGUAUGAUUCGGCCAAAUGACUUGUUGGACCAGGAUAUAGAUGACUGUGUGGACAGCACAGUGGAGAACGGAUCCCCGUCUGUUCCUGCUGGUGAGGAUUGGACCGACAAGAGGAGCGUUGUAAGCACUAUGCCAGCGAUAGCUGAUCCAGAAAAGCCUGAGGCGGAAAUUCGGCCACCGAAGAAGGUGCAGGGAGGCUACGAGUGCAAAUAUUGUACCUUCUCGACUCAGAACCUUAACGAAUUCAAAGAACACGUGGACUCCAACCAUCCUAACGUCAUUCUCAACCCUCUGUAUCUAUGCGCUGUCUGCAACUUCAACACGAAAAAGUUUGACACCUUGACGGAACACAACGAGAAGUUCCAUCCUGGAGAGAGCAAUUUCAAGUUCAAGAGGAUAAAACUGAACAGUCAGACCAUCCUGGAGCAGACGAUUGAAGGUUCAAACUGCGCAGCCAUUUAUGAAGCUCGGAGUCCCCAGUCAGGGGAGGACCUUUCCCCUUCGAGCAAAUCCAUGGCUGUGAAGAAACCAAAAACUGACUGCAGGCGCCCUCUGGGAGACGGUCAAAUAGACAAGCUCACGCCAGAGUUAUCCAAAAAACAGAUCACCGCAGUGAAUGUGAAUGGAACAGUGAUAAUCCCAGAUGCAACACUAAAAGAGGGUCUCUCGCACAUAAUGCCAUCCCUGCAGCGUCCACCGAACUACAGUUUAGUGCCAAAAAUUGCUGUUCCUUUGAACACAUUGAGAUACAACGCAUCGCUUGAUGGAAACCUGACUCUAAUUACUUCCUUUAAUAAGUUUCCAUAUCCUACACAGGCUGAGCUCUCAUGGCUCACUGCAGCAUCGAAGCACCCAGAAGAACAAAUCAAAGUAUGGUUCACGACUCAAAGGCUAAAACAAGGCAUCAGCUGGUCGCCUGAGGAGGUCGAAGAAGCACGUAAGAAAAUGUUCAAUGGAACUAUUCAGCCUGUUCAACAAACAUUCACCGUCUUACCUGCCCAGCUGACCCAAUCCACAAAAGCCUCCCAAUCCCUUAUCCAAACUCUCCCUUGCCAAGUUCUUGGACAGUCCGGCUUGGUGUUGACACCAGUGUCCAACGGGUCCAAUGCAACUUCUGGUCCGCUUGCACUAACCGUUUCGAAUCAAGCCGUACAGGCCGUCAAGAGGCCUCUCAUGUCCCCUGUUGCGUCUCCAGAGCCGAAGAGGCCUUCAAUAAUCCAAACCGUUCAGACUACUAAUAAAUCUGCCUCUCCUACACCCAGUCUUUCUUCAGAUUGCAAAAAAACACCAGGUCAGAUUAAAGAGCUGAUAGCCAGCUAUACUCAGUGCCAGUUUCCUGAUGAUGAAGAAGUGUAUCGUCUUAUUGAGAUGACUGGCCUUUCCUGGGGAGAAAUUAAAAAGUGGUUCAGUGAUCAGCGUCUUGGAAACCAUAAGACUGUACUGCCACUAAGGGCUGACCUUCAGUUGAAGGAAAACCAGCCUCAGAAACCCGUGGCCACUAAGUUUCCCCUUCUGGAAUGGGUAAAGGGAAAAUCCUCUGAGCAAAUGAAAAUGUUGGAGGAGUGUUUCCAGAGGACGAGCUUUCCGUCACAGACUGAGAUCGAAAGCCUUGCGGUUGACGCCAGACUUUCCAAAACGGAGAUUGAUGGCUGGUUCAUGGAGCGUCGUGCUCUUCGAGAUAACCUUGAACAAGCCUUGCUCAACUCCAUGGGCUUUAAAAGACUGGACAGAGGAGCUCUGAAUGGAAUACAUGAGCAGGAAGGCCGGUCAAGGUCCUCUCCCCUUCCUCUUCUAACUUCUGUUUGCCCUGAAAUUGACAGCAAGUCUCUCUACCUUCUAAAAGAGGUUUUCUCACAGACACAGUGGCCGUCACCGGAGGAGUACAGCGAACUGGAACUCCAGACGGGGUUGCCUCGCACAGAAAUCGUACGCUGGUUUAAGAAUAACCGAUCUGCUCUGAGAAAUGGGACCUUGGAAUGGAUGGAGCAGUUUGAGACUAUGAGCACCAAAAAACACAACGGGCAGAACAGCUUGCUGAGCCCCGAACAAGCGCCCCACGGUGGUGUACAGCGGAACUUCCCUGAGGCAACGCUACUAAAACUAGAGGAUGAUGACAAGCUGGCGGAGCGCUCGAAACUUGUCAGUCAGGACAUAGUCAACUGGGUGACCAGUAAGCUAGGCCACAACAUGCAGGACAUUAGCCGGAGCAAGGACCAACACGGACUGGUGACGACGGACAGCGGGAGAUGGGUUAAAGUUUCCGUGGCAGCUGACACUGAAAGAAAAGACUCUGAGGCACUGAGAGUGGCCGCCGACCUUGAGGUUCUGACCACAGAGCACACGGUGACGGGAUAAACUAAGAAAGGACAGAGACUAGGCUGCUAUGACUAACCCUGAGGUGGGAAGGAAAAUAAUUGCGUUGACAUACUUGGAACCAAUGAUCUCAUGCCUGGACUCUGAUCUCAUCAGAGGGGGGAAAAAAGGACUGCGCGCGCGUGUGUGUGUGUGUGUGUGUGUGUGUGUGUAAGCACUGACCAUGGAGUGCCAAAGUCAGACUGCGAUGCUACUAUUACUGCUUAGGUGUUUGAGGAUUAUUUUUUUUUUGUUGUUGUUGUUGUUGUUAUUAUUUUAUAGCAGAAGAGCCCAUGUAAAUAUGUUUUUGACAGAUUUGUAAAAAAAAAAAAAAAAAAUUUCCUGCGGAUGGGUUUUGUUACAAUUUCUAAUACUGUAGAUGUCCCCAAGCCAUUUAGCUUAACGCUCCCGACGGAACGUUCGGCCUUCUUGUGAACUGAUGGACCUGCUGGUAAAGCGCGGUCACUACGGCACUUAACAUUUGAAGCGGAUAAAGACAAGCGGUGCUUCUUUUGAUCUCAUUCCUCAAACAAAGCGAACGUACAGACUUCUUUUCUUUGGACCAUAGAAGCAUCGCCUGCACACGAUGGAUUUUAAUCCGAAUCGACAUCGAUGCAGCGAGGCACAAAACAUGUUUAUUUGUAGUUCGACUUUGCAAUAUUACUCUCGCGGAAGAAUAGCAUUUUUUUUUUUCUUCUUCUUCUUCUUCUUCUUCUCUUUCCUUCGCAUUUAAGGCGUAGUUCCAUUUCGCCGUGGUCUGCUUUUAAGAUAGCUCCGUGUAUUCCCGUCCCCUCCUGCCACUCUUCUCGUCAUGUUCAGACAUGUAUCAGGAAUACCGUAUGGGUAUCAAGAUCCAUGCUUGCUCUUUCUUUAAAACAAGCCUGCUGUAAAUCAAUAAAACAAACCAUUGAAAUGAUUUUAUUUUCUUCUUCUUCUUCGUUGUUAUAACAUGUACUUACACCCCAUUAGACAGCCGUAGUGUAUUUAUUCAUUCUCUCUAUCGGUGGUGUUGUUGUUUUGUUUAAAGCACUUUAUUUUUUCAAUUUAAUAAUUCAUCCAACCAGCACUAACAGAACAAUAGUUAGACGGAACAGCAGGAACAUUUUAUUUAACUUUCUUUUACUUUAUACAAUCACACACCAUUUUCACUAUGAAGAAUUGUUGUUGUUGUUGUUUUUUUACGCCUAUGUCUUGUUCGAGUUAGACAACUACAUGCCGCAUCGCUGUACCGUGUCAUCUCUACCCUCGAAAUGCUUGAUAAUGAAUGAUUUACUCGAUAUACAUGUUGGAGCAUGAAACUACCGAAGCACAGCCUUUUUGCCUCUCGGCGCUUCGAGUCCCGCGUCUUCAUAGCUUAAUCAUCGAUGCGCACAAGGUCAGUAGAAUUUCGGCGCUCGCUUUAACGAUCGUUGCCGUGAAACGCCCUGCGCGUUGUUUAAUGCGGUCAUUACGGCAGGGUUUCUAGUUUCACGUUCGUUCAGCCGAGUGUUUUAAAUAAUCAGACUUUAUUUACACGGCACUCUGUUGUGGUUUUAAUUCAUUUAUUUAUUUAUUCAUUCUCUACCACCAGGUUACGAGUUAGGAUUUCUAGGAUGUUCCGACACCUACAGGCCGCAUCUAUAAGUAUCGAAUCGACGUGACCUUAAUUUCAGUAAUUUCAGCUCAGACACGUGUGGUUUUUUUUAUUAUUUAUUUAUUUAUGUGUUUCCGUAUUAAGACAAAAAGGUUACGCUUUAUGGAUUCGAACGAAAAGAAAUGACAUUUUACUCGUAAAAGCGAUCAACACAAGAUUUGCACAUCUUCGUCCAAAGAGGAAAAAAAACAAAA
Molecule: messenger RNA, 4819 nt
Organism: Ictalurus furcatus (blue catfish)
Lineage: Eukaryota; Metazoa; Chordata; Actinopteri; Siluriformes; Ictaluridae
Gene: zhx2a
Product: zinc fingers and homeoboxes 2a
Exons: 3
Coding region: 611-2995 (794 amino acids)
Biological process (GO): regulation of transcription by RNA polymerase II
Cellular component (GO): nucleus
Molecular function (GO): DNA binding; DNA-binding transcription factor activity, RNA polymerase II-specific
Source: RefSeq, a predicted model, not a curated record